Molecule: messenger RNA, 1049 nt
Organism: Procambarus clarkii (red swamp crayfish)
Lineage: Eukaryota; Metazoa; Arthropoda; Malacostraca; Decapoda; Cambaridae
Product: antifreeze protein Maxi-like
Source: RefSeq, a predicted model, not a curated record
AUGUUGAUGAUCCCUGAUCCCUGUCCACAGGAUAAGCGCGGGUUCGCUGGCGGUCAUGGCGGCGGUUAUGGUGGCGGCUACGGUGGCGGCCACGGAGGUGGCGGCAGCUACCUGGUGGUCGGUGGUGGAGGUGGCGGCGGCCACGGCCCCAGUGCCGCUGAUGUUGCUAACGAAGCUGCCAAUCAGGCUACUGCUGCUGCCGCAGGUUUAGGCGGUGCCGCCCACGCCGCAGCUGCAGGAGCUGCAGCAGGUGCCGCAGCUGCCGCUAAUGCUGCUUCACAAACAGCUCAGGCCGCGGCAGCCAGCAAGCAGGCCCAGGCCGCUCAGGUGACGCAAGCGGCACAAGGAGCGCAGGCCGCAGCCUUCGCUGAAGGUUCUCUCGCCUCCAAGGCAAACAUAGCCUACCAAGCCGCCAAGGUAACAGCUUCUAUGGCCCAAGGCCUGGCCGCCAACAUUGCCCAGAUCCUUUCAGAAGCCAAGGCUCUGGCCAACCAGGCAGCCAAUAGCCUGGCCGAACAGCAGAACUUCCUGGCCGCCCAAAGGACCAUGGCCUGGCAGGCUCAGCAGGCAGCUAACUCCCUCAACCAACAGCAAUAUGUGGCACUCAACGACUUGGAAGACUCUGCUGGUGCGGCUGCCCAGGCUCAGGCUUCAGCAACCAAGGCCAUCUCCAGGGCCAAGGGCAGCAGCGGCUACGGCUACGGCCGCUAAGACACACUUGUUCAUAAUUAUAUUAAGGUCGAAGGCUUAUGUUAUAUAACGUAUCUAUGAUGCGAGGUAUUACACAAUAAAUGGCUUCUGUAAGAAAUAAAUAUGUCAAAUAAUGAAUGUACAGAAUGCAUUUUCUGUUUACCCGAACGUUCUGCGAUGUAUACGUCCAAUAAAUCAUUUAAGAAAGUCUAAAUGUUUACUCGGAAGCAACCUUAGGUGAUUGUAGAGCUUAGUGUGACCCAAAUAAGAGAUCUGGUUAUUCUGUGCCAUUUUGCCUGUGCAUCCGCAUGAAUUCAAUUUUAGUAUUGAAGGAACUAGCGAAUUAAGGAAAUCUAUUU